Messenger RNA from Acipenser ruthenus (sterlet), 6996 nucleotides. RefSeq names its product stonustoxin subunit alpha-like. The record is from RefSeq and is a predicted model, not a curated record. Bases 257 to 3304 code for a protein of 1015 amino acids. Lineage: Eukaryota; Metazoa; Chordata; Actinopteri; Acipenseriformes; Acipenseridae. Gene Ontology annotation, molecular function: protein binding. The transcript is spliced from 3 exons.
GCAUUCACAAGUAAGUUUAUUUCAUUGUCACAAAGACGGCUGCAGUGGAUGACUUCAGACCAGAAAAAAGGAACACACACAGAGACUUAGGGUUUUGGUGAAGCGCAUUUAAUAAUUAAACAGAAUAGAAAAUAAAAGGUUUGAACACAAAACAGGACACGGCGCUUGAGGCCAAAUAAAACAGAAACAAAACGUACUAUACAGACAAACAGCGGACGAACAGACAAACACGGAUCUCAAGCAAUAGGAUACCUCAAUGUCUGGAGAUAAGACUGACACGGUGGAGCUGGCUACUCUUGGACGGCCCUUCCGUCUGGGGAUGCUGUAUGACUGUCGAAGUGACUCACUUGUUCCAGGGAUCACACUAUGGGAACUGAACAAAAUUCGGGAUUCCAUUGACAUUCGCUCUCAGCGCAACACGAAUUUUCAGGUUAUCAUGUCAGACUCUAUUGAGGAGAAAGCUUCUUCGUUGGAUGUGUCGGCUUCUUUAAAAGUGAGCCUGCUGGGUGGAAUGAUCAGUGUUAAGGGGUCUGCUAGCUAUUUCAAUGACAGCAAAUCAUCAAAGAACCAGGCUCGCAUCACACUGCAGUACCGCACCACCACCAGAUUUGAGCAGUUGACUAUGAGCCAGUUGGGUACGAAACACAUUGCAUACAAUGAUGUGUUUGAUCAGGGCACAGCCACGCAUGUGGUCACAGGUGUGCUUUAUGGAGCCCAGGCUUUCUUUGUCUUUGAUCGGGAAAUCGCUUCAAACGAGAACAAGCAAACAGUCCAGGGAAGUAUGGAGGGAGCAAUCAAAAUGAUGGGCCUGGCCGAAGCAGAAAUCAAAGGGUCUGUAGCUGUCUCUAAUGCAGAGAAGACAAAAGUCGACCAAAUCAAGUGUACCUUCUAUGGAGAUUUCAAGCUUGAAUCCAAUCCGGUCACUUUCCAAGAAGCCAUCCAAGUGUAUUCUAAGCUUCCGAACAUGCUAGGGCCAAACGAAGAACAUGCAGUGCCAAUUAAGGUCUGGCUUUACCCAUUGAAGCUUCUGAAUGAUCUGGCUGCCAAGUUAGUUCGUGAUAUCAGUGUUGAGUUAGUAUACCGUUCACAAGGAGUCUUGGAACAGCUGGGGAACUAUGAGAUGCAAUGCAAUGACCUGAUGAAAAACGAGGUCUCUGCCAAGUUCCAUGUGAUCAAAAGAAAGGCGCGCCACUUCAAAGAACUGUGUCAAAUUUACAAACUGACAUUCCAGAAGAACUUGGCUAUGGUCCUGCCUCAAAUCCGUGGAGGUGGAGGAGAAGAGCGUUUGCUGGCAGAAAUCUUGGAAAGGAAAGAAUUGUCCCCUUUCAGAGAUUCUUCUCUCAUUGCAUGGUUAGAAGACAAAGAGACAGAGAAGAAUGUGGUAAAAGCCUACCUGACAAUGAUGAAAGACAUCAGAGUUUUGGCCAGGAAGAGUGAGCUUGAGGAGGUGAUCUUAGACCCUUUGGGUGAGUAUGUUCUCUGCCUGGUUUUCACCUCACUGCACGGGGAAGAGCCCUACCUAAAGGAGCUCUCAAACUACCUUAAACCCCAGGAAGCUAAUAAUCAAGUCCCAGAAACAGGGUCAUCUGGUAGAAUGCAAGAGCAAUGGUUCAGCAAUGUAGAAGUGUCCCAGCGCAUGAGGAAACUGGCCAAGCACUUUUUGGAGUUUGUGGACACCAACAAGGAAGGGAAAACCAAAUUUCUUAUAGCUUCUGAAAGUAAUACAGCUCAUCCUGGAGUGUCUGUCUACCUAUACGAGGAAGGGAGGCUGGACAAAACUGACUUCCAGCCCCCAUCUAAACCUGAUGUCCCACUGGUGGUUGAAAGAUCGCAUAACAGUAUCACCCUCAAGCUAAGGCCCCCUAAAUAUGGUGCAGAAGAGACAACAAAAUACAAUGUGGAAUAUACAUCACAGUCAGAUCAAGAGCACUGGGAAUCUGUAUUCACACAUGACAAUACAGAGGCUUUCACAGUUUUUGAUUUGACUCCACAUACCAAAUACCAGUUCAGAUACAAAGCAGUUACCAAACCCGGAGUGAGUGUAACAAGUGACACCUGUGAGAUUGUGACCACAUAUCCAGCUAGCCCACCCACUGAAUUCACUACAUGUGAGAAAGGAGAUGCAUUCAUUCAGAUAACGUGGGGGAAACCAGAUGCAAUAGGACUUGGGCUCAACGUAUGUAACUACAGAAUUGAGUACAAAAAUGAAGGAGAAGAAACAUGGGCCACAACAAUGGCUUGGAAGAGAGAGGGAAACCAACUCUGCACUUUCCAAAUCAGGAAUCUGAUGCCAAACACAAGCUAUACCAUCAGAGUAGCGGCAGAUUGUGGGGAAGCUGGUUUGGGCGUCCCAAGCAAUGAGGUGGUAGUAAAAACAGAUAGGAGGUUUGAGUUUGAAGUAGAGUGCACAUUGAUAAGAAUGGAAAAGCCCUGUAUUUAUAAACUUCACCUGGAGGAGGAGAUCAUGGAUGAACAUCGAUAUUACAAACGGUGCACUUUGGGGAAAAAAGAUGAAAAUCGUGAGGAAAGAAGGAUCCUUCUGCUUGGGAUCCGAGGAUUUGACAAAAGCACAUUGAUUAACGCAAUGGUUAAUUACAUCUUAGGUUGUGGAGACAUUUACAGAUUCACAAUAACCGAUGGAAACCCAGGCUGUUCUGAAGGUGAAGCAGAGACACAGUGGAUUACAGCUUAUGAAAUCAAUUAUCAAGAUGGGUUUAGAAUCCCUUACUCUCUCACUAUAAUUGAUGCACCAGGAUAUGGAGAAUGGAGUUCUCAGAACAAUUUGAUUGAUGAACAAAUCAGGGAUUUCUUUCAUAUGCCUGGAAUUCCUGAUGACCUCAACACCAUCUGCUUUGUAGUCGAAUCUUCCUUGGGUGUUAAAUCUCCACCUGCAAUCAUUCAAGCUUUUGGUAGAACCUGCAAAAUUUACCAAAGAAAAGAGACUGAUUCUCCAGUUUCUGACAAUGAAGACCAGUGCAAAGGCAACAUAGUCGUCUUUACAACCUGUUCUGAAAACAAUGAGCUCCCAGUCCUUAAGUUUGUAGAGGGAUAUUCGUGUGUUCAGAAUGUUUUUCAGUUCAGUAAAUCAGGAUUAUUUACUAUACAUGACAAUGAGGAUGAAGAUGAUAUCCAGGUGCCAGAAUGCUGGGAAAUUACACUGCAGAAUGUUGGUGCCUUUUUCAAUGAGCUAAAUGGAUCACGAAAUGUGGCUAUUUGUAAACCCUUUGAGUACAAUUAUUGUCUUAAUGCAACGGCCUGCGCUUCUUUAACUGCUGAUAAUCCACUGGGCAUUGCUAUCCACUAACUGAUCUGGUAAAUCCAGUAAACUAGAGAUAUACGUCUAAUAUUUGGCUAAUCUUGCAAAUUAAUAUAUAGAAGUAUAAUAGCUUUUCUUAAAGAAUCAUAUUUACUAAGGCUGGGAUGUGCCUAAUUUUUGAUUGUUUUUCAAUUAAUCUUUUUAUUACCAUUAUUAUGUAAAAACAAGUACAUGGAUUACCGUGCAACAUUACUAAGAGUAUUAUACGCAUUCAAUUAUGCCAGUUUAUGCAUAUAUGAAAAAUGCAUAUCUGUAUUUAUGGCAAUUGGGGGUUAAUGUUCCAUUGAAAAAAAGUUAGUUAAAUCCAGAACAAACCAGUUUACUAACAACCAUCCCUGAGAACUACAGUACACACCAGUAACAAAAAGAAGAUAUCACUGUCCACAGCAGUUCAGUGACAGUGUUGUCUGUGGUUCAUAUUUUAUUAUUAACAGGCCUUAUCAUACAUCACUGCAUUUUGCUUUGUUCUGUCACCAUUAGAUCUCUUUUGUUUUUAACAUGUUUUAUUGUUUUAAAUUAGCAAAAGAACAAAGGACAUACAGACACAAUUCUAAAUAAAAAAAACAGUAUGAAACGAUAAAAUAAAUGAUAACAAAAAUAAAUAUACAGUUGCAUACAGGCAUACAGAAAUGAAUAAAACAUGUCUCAAAGCAGUGUGUAGAGCAAUUUGACUAAUGGGAAGUCCCGUUGAGAAUAUGCUCAGCUAUGCUAUUAGCUGCAGUCGAACAUGAAUUUAGUGUAGCCAAACUGACAAGACGUAGCCUUGCCGUGGAUCUUUCUCAUAAAAUAAUCUCAUCAAAAAAAUAUAACCAAGUGUUGAGAAGAGGUAUAUCAGGCCCCACCCAUGCCCUCAAGAUCACCUUCUUCACUGCAGUUAAUGCAGCAAGAAACAAGCGUUUUGACAUUCUAUGAAUAUCAAGUUGUGAAUCGUCAUCCAGAAGAGUACUCCUGGGCACAGCGGCACAUGUACAUCAAUUAAACCAGACAAUAUUGAAAGUACAGAUUUCCAGAGUGGCUGGACCUUGGGGCACUCCCAGAACAUAUGAAGAUAUGUGCCAACUGCACCCUGUGUACACCCAUGACAAAGAAACAACUGAUUCCUGUCACUGACACUGUCGGAUUUAUUUUGGAAAUAGAAAUAUACUGAAGUUGUGUACGUGACAGACUGCAAGUUUCGAGAGGACACAAAUGGACUCAAAAUAAAAGCUUCUUAACCACAAAAAGAGAAGUUGAAUCAAAGGUUAUUCAGGACUGCGUUUUCCCUUUGUGUGCACUUGUCUACAUAGGAACAAGCGAUACUAUUAACCAUUUCAUAAAAUUAAUGUGUCAUUGGUUUUAAGCAGUAUUCAUUUGUAUGAAUUAUAAGUUAUAUGAAAUAUAGCCAAUUUGCCAAAGGGUGUGGGUUAUUUGUAAAUGUGUAUUUGUAUAUGUUAUGCUGCAGUCACUGAGUCAAUUAACUCAUUAAUCUCUUGGGGGUAAAUCAAAAACCAGGAGACCCUGAGGCUCUUCAGGACCAGGGUUGGCCACCUCUGCUGUAGAGGGUUGUCAGUAUUCGGAAACAGAGACUAGAAGCCUGUCAAUACAAUAAAAUAAAAGCAAAUUGGACUGAAUUGAAAGACGAGACCUGAUUGAACUUGAUCCUUGUCGACUCCUGAUAAAUGUUCAGAAAUUCUCCCGUUUUCUGCAAGAGACUCGACAACUUCAGGCUCCUGGUAUAGCUGUUGUAAGUAUACUGAGCAUCAAAAGAAACUUAUCACAAUUAUAACACAUUUAUUUUUGUAAUUAUGGACAUUGAUGAAAUAUUUUUGGUUUCUUUUUAAUCACUUGAUCAUUCAUCCUUGACCAUGUGACACGCUUGAGUGACUAUGACUGAAGCACAUGCACUUAAUCACCUAAUUAGUGAGACAGUUGAUUGGACACUGGGUAUGGAGUGAUUUCAGCUGCUGAAUUGCAAUCUUGAAUAAAAGCAAUGUCCGUCAAGAGAGCAGCGCCUUUGUGCAAUGUUGGAGGCUGGACUAGGGCAGCGUACUGUGGCUCGCCGUCUUGGGUGCUCAAGGCCAGCAAUUUCAAACCUGGCGAGACAGUAUAACCAGACAAUGACAGGCCACGAACUGGGAGACCAAGAGUCACCUGGCCAAGAUCCACAAAUCAUUUUGCAGCAUCUUUUUGAUGUACACACUACUAGCCUGUGACUUUCACAGUAUCCCCAGUCCCCCCCAUAACUUUAGACAGUAAAAUUUCAAUUGUUAAUCAGCACAAUAAAACAUCACUGCACCUGCUCUAAAACAGUUUGUCAUUUUUCGAUCACAUCUAGUGAAUAAGUGAUAAGUUUCUUUUGAUGAUCAGUAUAUGUCACAGCAGGGGUUCUCAACCCUGGUCCUGGGGACUCAGUGUCCUACUGUUUUUUGUUCCAACUGAGCUCUCAAUUACUUAAUUGAACCCUUAAUGGAACUAAUCAGAGCUUUUUACUUAUUUUAAAGAGUUGGGAGAUUUCAAGUUACAUAUACAAUGAUAUAAGGAACUUGAAUUCUUCAACUUUUUGUAAGCUAACCUACCAAGUCAAAUUAAGCAAAUGAUUAGUUCAAGUAUGGUUUCAAUUAAGCAACAAAGAGCUGGAUUGGAACAAAAACCAGCAGGUCAGUGGGUCCCAGGACAAGGGUUGAGAACCCAUGUGUUACAGUACUGUAGCUACUGUUAUGCUACUAUAUUUUGCUUUUUAGUAGUUUUCUGUAUUGGUUAUUAAUUCUUUUUGGAGUGAUGCUCUGGAUUUCAUUGACUCAUUAAUCUCCAAUAAUUACAUAAAUAAUUGCUAUGUAUUUGCUUAUUUAGUUCAUUGCAUCCAUUUUUUUUUAAUUUUAAUUAUUUUUAAUAAUUUUGUUUAUUGUAUUUAUUUUAUCCAUUUUAAUUAUUUUAAAUCAUUGUAUUCACACAGCAUUGUUAAGCAUUUACUCAUUUAGCUUAUCACAGUGGUUCUCAACUAUGGUCCUGGAGGACCCCCUACCCAAGCAAGCUCUCAAGUACUUAAUUGAACCCUCAAUUGAACUAAUAAUUUGCUUAAUUAGACUUUUUUAAAUUGUUCAGCUUAUAAAAAAAAAGUUCCUUAUCCAAUUUGAUACAUAACUUGAAAUCACUAACAGUUUUAAAAAUAUUUAAAAAGCUCUGAUUAGGAAAAUUAUUAGUUAAGUUCAGGGUUCAAUUAAGUAAUUGAGAACUCGGUUGGAAUAAAAACAAGCAGGGUAGGGGGGCUUCAGGACUAGGGUUGAGAACCACUGGUUUAUUGUAUCCAUUGUAUUAUUUGUAAUCAUGUUAUCCAUUAUAGAGAAUCGUUUAGCAUUGAUUAGCUUUUUUAUUUCGUUAUUUAAUAUGUAUUCAUAUAUUAGAGAUAUUUACUCAGUUUGCUGUAUCAAUUUAUUCUUUUUAAUCAUGUUACUCCUUAUAUUCAUAUAAAUUUUAAGCAUUUACUCAUUUUACUCAAGUUGUGAAUCAUUCAGCUUUUAUCCAUUUUUAUUCAUUUUAAUCAUUUUUACUUGUUAUGUUUGAAUAAGUAUAUCAUUUUGAAAGUGAUGGGAAAAGUGUAAGUUUAGUAUGGUUACUAGAUUAAUGUUUAUUAAGACCCACUUGUUUGACCUUGUUGUGUUAUUCAUGCCGUUGUUCUCUCGUUCAAAUAAAGACUUGCUUAA